This is a messenger RNA of Ictidomys tridecemlineatus (thirteen-lined ground squirrel), 791 nucleotides long. The record is from RefSeq and is a predicted model, not a curated record. Lineage: Eukaryota; Metazoa; Chordata; Mammalia; Rodentia; Sciuridae.
AUGGAGGGGGGACGCCUGGGGGCCUAUAAAGCUGGCCUCCCAGACAGGGACCCCAAGGAGCUCCGCCAAGCCCAGUGCCAGGCAGGGACGCCCCUCCCGGGAGUAGCCGGCGGCAUGCUUCAGAGCCACUACUCAGAGGACGAGCCAGCUCUGCUCACCCUCGGUCACUACCAAAAAGUCUCCUCUGGGCGAAGAGAGCGGCUUAGUGUCAAGGCAGACGCGUCCCGGGAGGUGGGGAGCCGUCUCUCCGUGCCCUUCCUCCUCCUGCUGCCGCUGGGAGCCUGUUUCCCUCUGCUGGACACGAGGGAGCCCACAGACACGGGGGGUGCCAUCGCAGCCGGUAUGAGCUGGGCCCACCUGGCCCAGGGGUCCAGACCCCACUUUGUGUGGGGGCCCUCCAGGUGGCCAAGAGCACCGCACGCACAGGCCCCGCUUGCCAGGGCCGAGGGGCUGCCAGCCUCCGGUGGGGGGCAGGCUGGCCUCCGCCUCGCCAGGCAGGACGGCAGUGAGGCCGCGGGCGAGAAGGCAGGUGGCCCGUUGGGGAGCCUGGCCGAGGAGCUCAGUGGCUACAGCAGGAAGAAAGGCGGCUUCAGCUUCCGCUUUGGCCGGCGUCGGAGGGCCAGGCGUUCUCGAGGGGCGGCGCCCCACGUCUCCCCUGCCCUCCUCCUUCAGCCUCCGAGACCCAGACUCCGAGAAGACGGGGCGUUCCCGUCGUCGGGUGCUGAGCAGGGGACGGCGAGGUGUGCGCUUGCUUUUGACUUCUAACUUUGCUGAGGAGAGAAAAAGGAAAA